Molecule: messenger RNA, 3182 nt
Organism: Scomber scombrus (Atlantic mackerel)
Lineage: Eukaryota; Metazoa; Chordata; Actinopteri; Scombriformes; Scombridae
Product: E3 ubiquitin-protein ligase TRIM39-like
Exons: 1
Coding region: 666-2309 (547 amino acids)
Molecular function (GO): zinc ion binding; protein binding
Source: RefSeq, a predicted model, not a curated record
CAGACUCAGUAAAAACACUUUAAGUGUUUUUAAGUCUCUGUCAGUUCUCAGGACUUUUGUAAAGUGUAACUGAACCUCUGUGGUUUGGAGUUUAGCUUCACUGCUAUUUCCUGAUCUUUGACUAUUUACUGAUCACUUCCUACAGACACAAGUAGCUGUUUCACAUUAAAAGCUUUCCAUCGGUGAACCAGAAGGAUACUUUUAUUGUGAAGUAGCAACAGGAAAUAAAAUGUGUUUGUCACCAAGUCAGCAAAAGCUUUGUUAGCAGUGAAAUUCUUCAAUAAUAAUUCUUCUCUACAACAAGAUAUGAACAUAUUCUGUGAUAUUUUAUCAGUGGAUCAGAUUGUAUUGAGUAAUAGUAAAAGCACAAACAGCCACAAUGAGCUGUUAGAUAAAGAGCUGCAGAUGAGUCUCUGACUGUAGUUUGUACAAACCAGCACACGUCCAACAUUAAAGGAGAACAAAGACUUUAACCUGGCUGUGAAAUACUGGAGACAAUCUUUUUAUAUUUUCCAGCUCUGAUUAAAUUGUUAAAGUUGCUUAUAGCAUAUUUAAUUAAAAAGUUAUAUAUGUAUAAGCAACAAUAAAAAUUACAUUUUUCUUUCAAUAAAAAUUAAUUUCUAACAAAAUUAUGUUUUGUCUUCUUUCACACUACAUGUGUAGAUAUGUCUGCUGCCAGCUGUCUGAGAUCUGAUGAUCAGUUUCUGUGCUCCAUCUGUCUGGAUGUGUUCACUGAUCCAGUCACCACACCAUGUGGACACAACUUCUGCAAAAACUGCAUCAAUGAACACUGGAACAGGAAUGACCAGUACCUGUGUCCACUGUGUAAAAAGGUGUUCUACACAAGACCUGAGCUUCAUGUCAACACAUUGCUCAAUGAGAUGGUUUCUCAGUUCAGACAGGAAGUUCAACAGAAAGCCAGCAGCAGCAGCUCAGAGCAACAAGCUGCCAAACCAGGAGAAGUUCCCUGUGACGUCUGUACUGGAACCAAACUGAAGGCCCUGAAGUCCUGUCUGGUGUGUCUGACAUCCUACUGUGAGACUCACCUGGAGCCUCAUCUGACAGCCUUAGGUCUGAAAAGACAUCAGCUGAUGGACCCUGUGGAGAACCUGGAAGACAGGAUGUGUAUGAAGCACGAUAAACCUCUGGAGCUGUUCUGUAAGACCGACCAGACAUAUGUCUGCAUGCUCUGCUCUGUUUUAGACCACAAGACACAUGAGUUUGUUCCUCUGAAAGAAGAAUAUGAAGGAAAGAAGGCAGAGCUGGGGAAGACAGAGGCUGAAAUUCAGGAGAUGAUACAGAAGAGACGACUGAAGAUUCAAGAGAUCAAACACUCAGUUGACCUCAGUAAGGAAGCUGCAGACAGAGAGAAAGCAGAAGGUGUUCAGGUCUUCACCGCUCUGAAGGAGUCUGUUGAGAGAAGCCUGAAUGAGCUCAUUGAGACGAUUGAAGAGAAGCAAAGAACAACAGAGAAACAGGCUGAAGACUUCAUCAAAGAGCUGGAACAGGAAAUCUCUGAGCUGAAGAAGAGAAGCUCUGAGGUGGAGAAGCUCUCACACUCUGAAGACCACCUCCACCUCCUCCAAAGCUUCCCAUCCCUGAAAGCUGCUCCACCCACCAAAGACUGGACAGAGGUCAGCGUCCAUCCAUCAUCACAUGAGGGGACUGUGGUGAAAGCUGUGGCUCAGCUGGAGGAGACGCUCAGUAAACAGAUGAAGAAGCUGUUUGAGGCUGAGCUGAAGAGGGUCCAGCAGUAUGCAGUGGAUGUGACUCUUGAUCCUGAUACAGCAAAUCCUCAUCUCAUCCUGUCUGAUGAUGGGAAACAAGUUUACUGUGGUGUUGUGAAGAAGAAUCUCCCAGACAACCCAGAGAGAUUUUCUCUUAGUUCCUGUGUGUUAGGAAAGCAGAGUUUGUCUUCAGGCAGAUUUUACUUUGAGGUUCAGGUUAAAGAGAAGACUAAAUGGACUUUAGGAGUGGCCAGAGAGUCGAUCAACAGGAAGGGACUCAUCACUCUGAGACCACAGUAUGGUUUCUGGACUAUAUGUUUGAGAAAUGGAAAUGAGUACAGUGCUCGUAAUAACCGUACAGUCUGUCUCUCUCUGAAGUCUGGUCCUCAGAAGGUUGGGGUGUUUGUGGAUUAUGAGGAGGGUCUGGUCUCCUUUUAUGACUUAGAUGCUGCAGCUCUUAUCUACUCAUUUACUGGCUGCUUCUUCACUGAGAAACUCUACCCAUACCUCUGUCCCUGUCUUAAUGAUGGUGGUAAAAACUCUGCCCCUCUGAUCAUCUGUCCUGUCAAUCAAACUGCCUGAGUCAAUACCAGGAUGCUGAUUGAUUAGAGAGCAAAACUGAUCAAAUCUUGUUUAUUAUGGUAACAAAUGUAUAUUCAGCAGUAAUGUGUCUUGUUUUCAUCAGGAUAAUUAAUAUGUUUAAACUCUGCAGUUUUACUCCGUCUCUGCAUAUUUCAGAGCCUCAUUUUUCCUUUUUAGUAUAUAAAAUAUUCUUAAAUAAACUAAGAUACAAGUCUGGUUUAUAUAUUUUCUGGUUAGUGUUUGAAAAGUUCACAAGUUCUAUCACUGAAAUAUUUAAAUAAUGAAUGAAUGUGUUCAUGCUGUGCCGACUGUGUGUUAAGUGAACAGGAUUUAGUUUAAACCUGUUUUAAAUGUUUUCACUAACUUCACAACAUAUAGGAUGUUGAUGUAGUCCUACUCUGUUUAGGAAAGAGCGCACACAGUACAGGACCUCCAGUUUCAUUUUACACACUGAUUAUAUUGACACAUGUUCAUGUGCUGUACUUAAAUAAAUGUACUUAGUUAUAGUUUACCACUACUCCUGAAACAUAUAUUGUUUCACCUAAUUCUGAAAAUUAGAACUUAAAUUCAGCUUCAACAAUAUUUAUAUAUUAAUAGCUAAUUGUAUUAAUAAUGUUUGAUAAAUUCACCAUAAGUGAACUAGUACUUUAUCUCCACUCUUUGAGGUGAACUACUUUAUAUACAGUUAGCUAGUUUAGUCCAGUGGUUCCCAACCUAGGGGUGGGGCCCCUCCAAAGGGUCAGCAGAUAAAUGUGAGAGGUGGUGAGAUGAUUAAUGGGAGAGGAAAGAAGAACAAACUAAGUUCUGAUUCACAAAUGUGUUUUCAGUGUUUGGACUUUUUCUCUAAUCUUUGAUUUUUGCUGAAAUAUUGGA